Suncus etruscus (white-toothed pygmy shrew) is the source of this 4900-nucleotide messenger RNA. It is a transcript of the gene VAV3, whose product is annotated as vav guanine nucleotide exchange factor 3. Gene Ontology annotation, biological process: regulation of GTPase activity; intracellular signal transduction; cell migration. Gene Ontology annotation, cellular component: cytoplasm; plasma membrane. The record is from RefSeq and is a predicted model, not a curated record. Gene Ontology annotation, molecular function: guanyl-nucleotide exchange factor activity; protein binding. The transcript has 27 exons. Lineage: Eukaryota; Metazoa; Chordata; Mammalia; Eulipotyphla; Soricidae.
AUGGAGCCCUGGCGCCAGUGCGCCCAGUGGCUCAUCCACUGCAAAGUGCUCCCCGCCAACCACCGGGUGACCUGGGACUCUGCCCAAGUGUUCGACCUGGCGCAGACCCUGCGCGAUGGGGUGCUCCUGUGUCAGCUGCUCAACAACCUCCGGGCGCACUCCAUCAACCUCAAGGAGAUCAACCUGCGGCCUCAGAUGUCCCAGUUCCUCUGUUUGAAGAAUAUAAGGACAUUCCUUACCGCCUGUUGUGAGACAUUUGGAAUGAGAAAAAGUGAACUCUUUGAGGCAUUUGACCUGUUCGAUGUUCGUGACUUUGGAAAGGUUAUAGAAACUUUAUCACGACUUUCUCGCUCACCUACAGCAUUGGCCACAGGAAUCAGGCCCUUCCCAACUGAAGAAAGCAUUAAUGACGAGGACAUCUACAAAGCCCUGCCUGAUUUAAUAGAUGAAACACAUGUGGAAGACGAAGAAGGACUCUAUGACUGUGUGUAUGGAGAAGAUGAAGGUGGAGAAGUCUACGAGGACUUGAUGAAAGCAGAGGAAACACAGCAACCUAAAUGUCCAGAAAAUGAUAUCCGUAGUUGCUGCUUAGCAGAAAUUAAGCAGACUGAAGAAAAAUACACAGAAACUUUGGAGUCAAUAGAAAAAUAUUUUAUGGCACCACUAAAAAGGUUUCUCACAGCAAAAGAAUUUGAUUCAGUAUUCAUCAACAUUCCUGAACUUGUAAAAGUUCAUCGGAGUCUUAUGCAAGAGAUUCAUGAUUCUAUUGCAAAUAAAAAUGAUCAGAACUUGUAUCAAGUUUUUAUUAACUACAAGGAAAGGUUGGUUAUUUAUGGACAGUACUGCAGUGGAGUGGAGUCAGCCAUAUCUAGUUUAGACUACAUUUCUAAGACGAAAGAAGAUGUCAAACUGAAAUUAGAGGAAUGUUCCAAAAGAGCAAAUAAUGGGAAGUUCACUCUUCGAGACUUGCUUGUGGUCCCUAUGCAACGUGUCCUAAAGUAUCACCUUCUCCUCCAGGAACUAGUUAAACAUACCACUGAUCCUUUGGAGAAGGCAAAUCUGAAACUGGCUCUUGAUGCAAUGAAGGUAAUAAGCAAAUAUCUUAGUAACUUGUUUUGAAAAGGAGAUAAUGAGACCCUUCGUGAAAUAAGACAGUUUCAGCUAUCUAUAGAAAAUUUGUAUAACCAAACCAGUUUGCUGUUUGGAAGACCCCAGGGUGAUGGUGAAAUUCGAAUCACAACUCUAGACAAGCAUACAAAACAAGAAAGGCAUAUCUUCUUAUUUGAUUUGGCAGUGAUUGUCUGUAAAAGAAAAGGUGAUAACUAUGAAAUGAAGGAAAUAAUAGAUCUUCAGCAGUAUAAAAUAGCCAACAAUCCUACAACUGAUAAAGAAAAUAAGAAGUGGUCUUAUGGCUUCUACCUCAUCCAUACCCAAGGACAAAAUGGGUUAGAAUUUUAUUGCAAAACAAAAGAUUUAAAGAAAAAAUGGCUGGAGCAGUUUGAAAUGGCUUUAUCUAACAUAAGACCAGACUAUGCAGACUCCAAUUUUCAUGAGUUCAAGAUGCAUACCUUCAACAGAGUUACAUCCUGUAAAGUAUGCCAGAUGCUCCUCAGAGGAACAUUUUAUCAAGGCUACUUAUGUUUUAAGUGUGGUGCAAGAGCACACAAAGAAUGUUUGGGAAGGGUAGACAACUGUGGCAGAGUUAAUUCUGCUGAACAAGGGACGCUCAAAACAGCCGAGAAACGGACCAAUGGGCUUGGAAGAACCUCCAGACAUGUGGAUCCAGGAUUACCAAAGAUGCAAGCCAUUAGAAACUACACUGGAUCACCACCCCCAGCUCUUCAUGAAGGACCCCCUCUAUACAUUCAGGCAGGAGACACAGUUGAGCUUCUGAGAGGAGAUGCACAUAGUCUAUUUUGGCAGGGUAGAAAUUUAGCAUCUGGAGAAGUUGGAUUUUUUCCAAGUGACGCUGUCAAGCCUUGCCCAUGUGUGCCCAAACCAGUAGAUUAUUCUUCCCAACCAUGGUAUGCUGGAGCAAUGGAAAGAUUGCAAGCAGAGACUGAACUUAUUAAUAGAGUAAAUAGUACUUAUCUGGUGAGGCACAGGACCAAAGAGUCAGGAGAAUAUGCAAUUAGCAUUAAGUACAAUAAUGAAGCAAAGCACAUCAAGAUUUUAACAAGAGAUGGUUUAUUUCACAUUGCAGAAAAUAGAAAAUUUAAAAGUUUAAUGGAACUUGUGGAAUACUAUAAGCAUCAUUCUCUUAAAGAAGGAUUUAGAACCUUAGACACAACUCUACAGUUUCCGUACAAGGAGCCUGAACAUGCAGCAGGACAAAGGGGUAAUAGAGCAGGCAACUGCUUGUUGAGUCCUAAAGUGCUGGGUAUUGCUAUUGCCCGUUAUGACUUCUGCGCACGAGACAUGCGAGAACUGUCCUUGUUAAAAGGUGAUGUGGUGAAAAUCUACACGAAGAUGAGCGCUAAUGGCUGGUGGAGAGGAGAAGUCAAUGGCCGGGUGGGAUGGUUUCCAUCUACAUACGUGGAAGAGGAUGAAUAAAAAUUCCAACCCGGCAUUACUCCCUGUACCAGAAAUUCAGAGAAGAAAUGAACCGAAGUCUCACAUCAUUAUGAACUAGUUUAAAAAGCUGCAUAUGUAGCUAGUCAACAUCCUCUUCUUCUUCCACUCCUUAGUCUUAAUGCUGGAAUUUCUAAAGAUGCAGGUAUUGACAGAUUAAUGGGUUGCCUCAAGCUAUACAAGAAACAGCCUGCCAGUCUGUCAUUGUCAGGGACCAGGCAAAAGCCAAGAGCUUUUCUUCUCCAAAGAGCCCUACAAACACAUUGGUUUGUUUCUUUUUUCUUUUUUUAUUCCAUCAGACACAAUGAAUGCCAGCCAUUAAUAAAUGCUUAACACAUAUCUACUUUCUUCUCCUGUGCCAUUCACCAGGAUUUUUAAUGGUUCAAAGAACAGACGUUUAAUUUUGCUUUUCCCAGCAUGAAGGAAAUAAGCAUUCUGCCAUUUGGGUAGCUUACUGGUCCUGCAUUACUUGUCUUCAAUUGCUUCCCAAGGUGACUUAUUGCCUGGGAAACAGUUUUACCCCCAGAUGUUCCUCAUAAUAUAAGUUAAGAGGCAAAUGUUCAGGUUUGCUUCAUAAGUGAUAUAUCCCGGAGGGCUUUUAAUUAUUCAUCUGAUAUCCUAAUUAUAUUCCCAUAUUUCUUUAUACAAAGAAAAAACACAUAAAAGAGAGCAUAUUCCUAUUAAAUCUUCACCACCUUUCUGAUUCCAUAGAUUUAUUUUGAAACAGUUCUUCACUUGAAGCCAUCUUUGCCUACUGUAUUGUAGGUAUUUGCAAAUGAUCUAAGGUUGUAUUGUUUACAGAAACAGAUCAAGGGCUAUAAUUUAGAAUGAGUUGUUUUAAAGAAACAAUAUCCAUUAACUCAUGCCUUUCCCCUUUACCUCCCACCCCCCAAAAAAAAAGCUCUGGGACAUAUUUGCUGGUUCUCACAUUGUUUCAGGAGUCUACACAGUCACACUUUGUAGAGGACUUGGAAGGAGAGCAUAGUUGGCACACAGGAGUCACUGAACAUUUCUAAUCCUCUUCACUCGGGGGUUGUAGUUUCUUACUGAGCUUCUUUCCAUGUGCAAGACUCUUUGGGUGGACAUAAACUGGUGUCAGAUAAGCACUGUGGUGCAUUGAUUUGACCAAGUUUUCACUUUUUUAUGUGAAUUGUCUAAACAUGCUCUUCCUGGAAUUUGCAGAUUUCCUAGUCAAGAUAGUCAAGCUAAGACACUAACUUGGCCCUUUCCUCAUAACAUAUUUUCUUCAUCAAAACAGUCAUGUUCUGACAAGAAUCAGAGCUUUUCAUGUUUAACAGGGGAAAACACGAAAGCAUUAAAAUAAAAUCAGUUUGAUUCAUCCUAGCUGAAAACAUGCAGCUCUAAAAUGUUGGAUUAUCUCUGAAAUGAAGUGCGUGUGUCCUGCCCUGCCCUUUCUCCGUCUCUGUGACAGAAUUUGACAUUCUGAGGAUACACAUGUCUGCUCCUUUCAAGACUCUGUUGGGCUAGGACUUCUUAAAUAAGAUAGACCCAGCACCUUUACCUCAUUAUGCUGUAAACUGUGAUUGUGUUUUAGAAAAAUCAUUAUUUGCUAAAAUGAGUAAAUUUUUUGUAUAUGUGUAAAUGAUCAUGAAAAAUAAUUUUAUAAGAUAUGCUGUACAUAUUAAAGAGUAUCUUUAAUGGGUACUCUUGGAGUAGAUCCUUUCCUAUAAAGUCUUAUCUGCCACUCUGAGGAAUGUUUUGUCUAUUAGUGUCAGCCAAAUUGUUGUCAUGAAGAGUAUAAUUUCACACAAACUUGAAACACUCCUAUGUACAAUAUUGUAGCUUUUCUGUUCUUUCCAUUAUAAUUUUAGCUAAUAGAGUCUUUCCAUUACAAAUGUUUUUGAUGUGGCCAGAGAGAUAGUACAGUAGGUAGGGUGUUUGCCUUGCACAUGGCAGACCCAAGUUCUGUCCCUGGUACCCCAGAUGGCCUCCCAUGUACUCCAGGUAUAAUUCCUGACUGCAGAGGCAGGAACCCCGGAGCACUGUGGGUAUGGCCCCCAAACCAUUUUUUAAUGGUGUUUUGGUCUUCCUGUUGCAUUUCAUGGACCUGUGGUAUUCUCAGCAGAGAAUAUUUGAGCCCCUUUCAUGUCAUUACCAGUUACAACUUUGUCUGUUUAGUUCUUUGUACUGGCGACUUCAAAUGCUGCGAAUUUGUGUAGAUUUCUAAUACCAAAGACAGAAGUAAAUGUUUUUCCAUAGACUUUGUCUUGCUGAUAUGAAGCCCCUGUGUAAUAUAGUGAAUUAGAAUGGUAUUUACUUUGUAAUAUUUUGUAAAUAUGUCAAUAAAAUAGUUACUACUUACAAUAAA